Messenger RNA from Closterium sp. Naga37s-1, 2475 nucleotides. The record is from the annotation of a GenBank genome assembly. NCBI's taxonomy places the organism in Eukaryota, Viridiplantae, Streptophyta, Zygnematophyceae, Desmidiales, Closteriaceae.
AUGGUGAUUGCUGGUUCUGCCGAGCCGUCGCCAGAGCGCGCUGCCGCCUGGUCGGCUGUGGUCGCCAAGCCCCAUUCGGGCCCCGAAAAGGUGACCAUGGCGACGAAGCCCCCUCUACCGCAGGUUCUGACGCCCGCGACAGCAGUCUCUGAAACGACUCUUCCCCUCGUACCCGCGGAUCCCCUUGCCGCCCCCGAGUCUGGUCCGUCUGCCCCUGUUGCUGUUCCGUCAGGUCCGGCUGCUCCUCCUGCUCCCCCUGCGGCUGCUGUCGAACCGUCUGCUCCUCCCCCUGGUCUCGAUCCUGCGCCACCUGCGCCGUGUGCUCCCGUCGCUGCGCAGUCUGCCCCCGUCGUCCCUGCUGUGCUACCUGCCGCUGUUGUCCUCUCUGCGGCGAUCCCCGCCGUUGCGCAGUCACUGCUGGCGGUGUCCGCCACCACUGGCGGCCCGACUCCCUCGGUUGCGCCCUCAGCUGCGGGUCAGUCCACGCCUGCUGUGGCACCGAUGGCCCCGGCCGGCCAGCCGUCACGACCCCAGUCACCUGACCGCCGCCCGUCUCGUCCUCAUUCCCCUGCGCCCCACCAGGAUCGCAAGUCGUCUCGUCGCCGUCGUGAUUCUCCACGGCGUUACCAGCAGCAGCCUCACUGGCCUUCUCACCCCGGUGGUCAGGGGGACUGGAGGGCUCUUCCGGGGAAAAAUAGCGGGCAUUUUGGGACUGGCAAGCCGCACCCUCCUGGCCCCUCCGUGGUCGAUUUGUUCGUCCGCGGCUCGAAGGACGUGGAGAGGGCGGGGUUGGAAUGUUGGCCGUCGGAUCCCCAUCCUGUGGCACCCGUGUGCCUCCUGCUUGCCCUGCUACUCUUCUCCCGUUCCCUCCGCUACGUCUCGCCUGUCCUUCGCUUUCUUCAUCCUCGUCUUCCUCCUCGCUCGGCGGUUGUUCCUCCUCCCUAUAAGACGGGUCAUUUUGCUCCUCAGGGUCAGUAUUCUCAUCCAGCUGUGUUAAAGCCCUUCGUGCCGCCGCUUGAAACGCGUUCUCCGGUCCUCCCUCGAUUCUGCGCCCUUCACGGCGUCCUGCUCCUCGCCUCCUCCCGCCUCGCGAUGGUGAUUGCUGGGGACCCGUGGCCAUCGCCAAAGCCCGCUGCCGCUGCGUCAUCGGCGCGCGAAAGGUCACCGCCGGUGUCCGCCUCGGGGAUUGCCGCAAUGAAGCCGCCAGUCCCCCCUGCCCCGAAGCCAGCGCCCCCGAUCGCUGGUGUCUCUGCGCCUCCGACUCCGGACCUCGAGACGUGUGGGGCUCCAUUGUCUCCCCUGCCUGCCCCGUCGGCCCUUGUUGCUGAGCCGGGCCAUCCUGCUCCUGUUGCGGGUCCCGCACCAGGUGCUCCUGAUCCGCCGGUUGUCCCUGUGAAUCCUGCGGCGCUGCCCGCCGUGGUUGUCCCUGUUGCGACCGACGCGGCUGUUGGUUCGUCGCCGAUGGCGGUGUCCGCCACCACUGGCGGCCAGGGCCCGACUGUGGCGCCAGCGGGGGCCGUCCAGCCGGUCCUUGUUGCUGCAUCUGCGGGUCAUCAGCAGGGCCAACGCUCCUCUCGCCCGCAUUCUCCUGCGCCCCGUGAGGAGCGGGAGUCGUCACGACGCCGCCGCGAUUCCCCCCGGCGUAACCGCUCGCAGGCGAACUGGCAUGCGCAACAUGGCGGUCGUGGGGGAUGGGCGGGAGGUCGUGGUUAUGGCGGCGGCUCGGCGUAUGUUCAGCCGAUCUCGCUGGCGGAUGUGCAGCGUGUUGUCUCAGUGGCGAUACGUGAGGAGAGGGCGGUGCAGCGCCGUGCUCCUGCUCCAGCCGCUCCUCCUCCGGCCGUUCCUCCCGUGGCUGCGGCUCCGCCCCGUCAGGCUGUUGCCCCCGUUCCUCUUGCUCCUGCUCCGGCUCCCUCCGUCCCUGCCGCGUCUGCACCCGCACGAGAUCGUCGCUUGCGGCUACCAUGGGUUCCCCCGGUGGCGGGAUUGGAAUUUGUGACUGCGGCAGGAGGAGCGGUGACGGCACAGUACCCGCCUCUGCUGCCUGCUGAUCCAGCGCCCCCAUCUGCUCUUGAUGCACCACUCCCGACCUUGCCUGGGCCCCCUCGCAUGGCUGAAGUCCCGGAAGCGAGCCUGGCGCAGUUGUGGCGGCUCUGUGAGGCCCUUUGCGCCGUUCACCUGAUCCAGGUGUACGGUCACGCUGCUCUGUUCCAGGGUAAUUCCUUGGACGGAGGCCCUCGGGACGAGUGCCUCGAUGCGGCGGAUCGGCUCGCCGAGAUCCUGGCGCCCGUGCUGGCUGCGCCCGCGCGGGGUGUAAUUGCGGGUGUUGGGCAGCUUGGUACGGCUGUCCGAGGGUUGAAGCGGGUCCUGCGCGCUGGUACUGGAGACGAAGUGAUCGGCGCAAGCGCGGCGGUGGUGCGGGAGCUUCACCGCUCUCAGACUGGGCUCCUUGCGGUUCAUGACGCGGAUCAGUUCUAG